UCCCGACGGGUCUCCUCUGUGUGCAAUGGACGGCAUUGUCCAAGAUAUAACAGUUGGUACAAAGCGGCGGGGAUCUGAGGAGCUUUUCACUACUUGUGUUACUAACGGACCUUUUAUCAUGAGCAGCAACUCUUCUUCUGCAGCUAAUGGAAACGACAGCAAGAAAUUCAAAGGCGACAAUCGAAGUGCUGGGGUCCCAUCCCGAGUAAUCCACGUCCGUAAGCUCCCCAGUGAUGUCACAGAGGCAGAGGUCAUUUCUUUGGGCUUACCUUUUGGCAAGGUCACCAAUCUUCUAAUGUUGAAAGGAAAAAACCAGGCUUUCAUAGAGAUGAUCACAGAGGAGUCAGCCAACACCAUGGUCAACUACUACACCACUGUCACUCCAGUCCUCCGCAGCCAACCCAUCUACAUCCAGUUCUCCAACCACAAGGAGCUCAAGACAGACAACUCUCCAAACCAAGCACGUGCCCAGGCAGCUCUGCAAGCUGUGAAUUCUGUCCAGGCUGGAAACCUGGCCCUGGCAGCCCCUGCUGCUGCUGUGGAUGCAGGAAUGGCGAUGGCUGGCCAGAGCCCUGUUCUGAGGAUCAUUGUGGAGAAUCUCUUCUAUCCUGUCACUCUAGAUGUUCUGCAUCAGAUUUUUUCCAAGUUUGGGACAGUCUUGAAAAUAAUCACAUUCACAAAGAACAACCAGUUCCAGGCCCUGUUACAAUAUGCUGACCCAGUGAGUGCUCAGCAUGCCAAACUGUCCCUGGAUGGACAGAACAUCUACAAUGCCUCCUGCACGCUGCGCAUCGAUUUCUCGAAGCUCACCAGCCUCAAUGUCAAAUACAAUAAUGAUAAGAGCAGAGAUUACACCCGGCCAGACCUCCCUUCUGGGGAUAGCCACCCCUCCCUUGAUCAGACCAUGGCAGCUGCUUUUGGUGCCCCAGGAAUAAUCUCUGCUUCUCCAUAUGCAGGAGCUGGCUUUCCUCCUACCUUUGCAAUUCCUCAGGCUGCAGGCCUGCCAGUCCCAGCAGUUCAUGGAGCUUUGGCUCCUUUGGCUAUCCCAGCAGCUGCAGCGGCUGCAGCAGGACGGAUUACCAUUCCCGGCCUCACUGGGCCAGGGAACUCAGUUCUGCUGGUUAGCAAUCUGAAUACUGAGAGAGUUACACCCCAAUGCCUCUUUAUUCUUUUCGGAGUCUAUGGUGAUGUGCAGAAGGUGAAGAUUUUAUUUAAUAAGAGAGAGAAUGCCCUGGUUCAGAUGACUGAUGGAAACCAGGCCCAGCUUGCCAUGAGCCAUUUAAAUGGGCAGAAGCUGAUGGGGAAGACGAUCCGGAUCACGCUGUCCAAGCACCAGACAGUGCAGCUUCCCCGCACGGAUCAGGAGGACCGUGGCCUGACUAAGGACUUUGGGAACUCCCCUCUGCAUCGUUUCAAGAAGCCAGGCUCCAAAAAUUUCCAGAACAUCUUUCCCCCAUCUGCCACUCUUCACCUGUCCAAUAUUGCACCUUCAAUAACUGAAGAAGACCUUAAGAUGUUAUUUUCAAGCAACGGUGGAGUAGUCAAAGGAUUCAAAUUCUUCCAGAAGGACCGGAAGAUGGCUCUGAUCCAGAUGGGCUCUGUGGAAGAAGCCAUUCAGUCACUCAUUGACCUCCACAACCACGACCUGGGUGAGAACCACCACCUGCGUGUGUCCUUCUCAAAGUCCACCAUUUAAAGCUUAUUGGAAGGCAUGAAAACAAAACAAAAAAAAACAAAAAAAAAAAUGGACUUGACUUAAAACCUCUUGGGUUCAGCCUUGCCUUGAAAAGACUGAACACGAGGGUUUCAACUUCCAUCAUUCCAGAAAGAAAGAAAAAAAGCCACUUUAAAGAAAAAAAAAAAAAUGCAGCUGAAGUGACCUUAAAAAGACCACAGAGAUUUUAUUUUUUUAAAGAGAAAUCAGUUUACCGGUUUUUAAAAGAAAAAAAAAAUGAAAUCUAAAUCCAUAUUGCUGACCUUGUGGUGAUGGGUAACAAAAAAAAAAAAUCUCCUGACUGUUCAAAUAAAAAUAAUCACAAGUUGAAGUUUACACUUUGGAAACCUGCUCUGGGAAAUUCCCCUCCCUUUUUUGCUCCUCUUCCUCCUCCUCCCCCAACAAAACAAAGCAGAUUUCCCCCCACCUCCUCCCCCUAGUUUAUCAGGUUUCACAUUGAUGCCUUUUUUUAUUUUCUUUACCCAUCUAUGCCUUGAAGAUAAAACAAACAAAGACCUAAAACCACUGUGUUAAAAUUCACUUGAGCGCCUUUUUGAGUCAGGAUUCUGCAGAACAGCUGGUGGCUAGGAGCUCCCAACUCACCCAGCACAAAAGAUCUUUCUUUUUUAAGUUGCAUUAAUCUACCUUAACUGUGCAUCUGCUGUCCUGUGCCUUAAACCUUUUUUUUUUUUUUCCUUCUUCUGAGGGGGGAAAAAAAAAAACAACCAAACAAACCAAACAUCUGAACUGCAGGGAGUGGAUUUGGGAGAGUUGAGGGUUUGAUGCCUGAGCUCUGUUGGGUAAGGAGAGGAUGAGAGUGGAGCUGGCAAAGUGGAUAAAGAAAAUAUUUGGGCUUUGACUCUCCCAGCAGUUGUCCCCUACUGUCCUUGAUGUGUCUUAGUAUCACCUGUUCCAUGCCACUGCUCGCUCUGCCUGGUGGAGACUUUUUUUUUUUUCCAACCUUUCUGUCCCAAACAUCCCAGUUUAGGUGUGGUAGUUUCAACCCACCACAGCAGGCAGAGAGGGCUCUGGGUGGGGAAACAUUCCCAAGGCCAAAUCACAUUCCAUUAUCCAUUACAAGAGCAUUGAUGGAGAGAGACAAAACCACAACCACUGCAGGCCACUUGUGAAGACGAAUCAUUGUCGCGAUCAUGUCUGUGCGUGUGUGUAAAUAAUCUUUAUCUGAAAGAACUCAGCUAGGUUCUGAGGAGUUCUUGACUGACUUACCCCCACGUUUAGAAAAGAGGUCCUUGGGGAGUCACUUUUUAUUUUUGUGCCCCCCCACCCUGAUCUGAGAUGGAUAAUGAGACCAAUGUAGCUCUGUCAUCAUCCUUGAUAGCAAGUCUUCAGCAUUUGAGCUUUUUUUCAUCGUUGUCGUCGUUUUAAUUCUUUGUAUUAUACUUUUUUUGGAUGCUGUUGCUGUCAUCUGUGCCUAGCAAUAUUUCCAGUUGACCAAAUAUUCUAAUCUUUAUAUGCAAAAGAAAUAGUUUAAGUACCUUGGUUUUUGUUUUUGGUUUGUUGUUUUUUUUUUUAA
This is a messenger RNA of Indicator indicator, 3248 nucleotides long. It is a transcript of the gene PTBP1, whose product is annotated as polypyrimidine tract binding protein 1. The transcript is spliced from 15 exons. The record is from RefSeq and is a predicted model, not a curated record. Gene Ontology annotation, molecular function: mRNA binding. Lineage: Eukaryota; Metazoa; Chordata; Aves; Piciformes; Indicatoridae. Gene Ontology annotation, cellular component: nucleus. The coding region runs from base 26 to 1696 and encodes 556 amino acids. Gene Ontology annotation, biological process: regulation of cell differentiation; mRNA processing; regulation of RNA splicing.